GCGGAGUCCGCUCUUCGAUCGCGCGGCGGCCGCCACGAACUCCGCUCUUGGACCGCGUGACGGCCGCGCGAAAACUUUCUCCUCAUGUGUCUGGGCGCUUGUUGUUCCAAAACAGUAUAAAAUGUACUUCUGUCAGAUUUUAUAAGCUACAAUUUGAGUUUUGAAAGUUUUAUAAAUCAAAAAUAACUAAUUACUACAUUUUAUUAUAAAUCGAUUAUAGACUACAGGGCUACUUAAGAUGCCGAACCAAGUUGAACAGAAGGUCAUCGACCCUGAGGCAGAACUUAGCAAUGUUCAACGUACUUUUCAAAAGCUGGCGCCUAUGUGCAGUGUUGAGAAACGCGCACAAGGCAUUCCACAGCUCGCCCCGCAAGAAAAACAGCUGAGUAUCCUAGCGCAUGAACUCAAGGAGACUCUUCUCUGUAUCAAUCUCGCGAAGAAAGGACAGCAUGCUAUCCGCGAUGCUCAAAUUCGUAGCGGCAUGCACAAAUCAAUCGUGGAAUACGAACAACUGGAAGCAAUGUUGCGCGAUGAAAACGCUCAACAGGAUGAAGUGGAUUGCCUCAAUUAUUUGGCUGGAAAGCAAAUUAUCGAGCUCUUCAAGGCUGUGCCGACCGAGACAGAUGAACUUGCUAUGAUUGAAGACGCCAAUAAUCGUCUCAGGCGCAUGGAGAAUCGACUCGAUAUAGCCACAAAGAGGUUCUGCGUCGUUAAUGCUGAUAACAAGGGAGUCCGGGAAGAGAUCCAUCGACUGCUCGUUGAAAGAGGCACGACGACAGAAUGGGCUCAAGAAUUACCCACAGUACUACUGGGCCUACGUACUGCACUACGAGCCGACAACAAUCUCAGCCCAGCCCUAGUGACGUACGGUGCUACACUACGUUUGCCGGCCGACUUCUUCGUGCCAUCAAAAGGGAACAACGACGAUUGUGAAUUCGUACGACAAUUAAUUAGCAAAAUGGCAUCGUUAAUACCUACACAGAGCCGAAGCACCACACCUAGCAAGCUGCUCAUGCAAAAGAACCUCGGUACGUGUACUUAUGUAUUCCUGUGCAACGACUCGGUCCGCCCUCCACUGUCUCCACCAUACGACGGGCCGCUUAAAUCGGCUCACAUCGACAGCGCCAACAGAGCCGCGUACACCACUCAGGCGUCUAACGUGAUAACGACACAAUUUAGCCACGCCCCUCCUACGAGCACAGCCGCCGCACCACCCGCUAGCGAUCUGCUGCUGCCGCAACAAUUCACUCCAGUGACGGGCGAUCAACCUAUUCGCAUAUCAAGAUGCGGCAGAACAAAAAAACCCAGAGCAUACGCCAGUACCGAUCGCGUUGCAACUGUAAUAAAGAAUUUCAAAAGAAUGGAGAUCGAGAACUUCUCAACUUUCGUGUUGCUCUGCGAAGUCCUGGAGGAGUCCAUAAUAAUAAGAAGAGACCUUGAGAGAAUAAAGCAAAUCAUCAUGGACCAACGUGACAUCAACGAAGCUCGCGAAGAGAAACAAGAAAAACGCAUAGCCGAAAUGUCCGCCGAAUGGGAAAUUAAACACGGGCGAACUAUGGAAAUAGCGAAUCGCAAUGAAGCUGCUGACAACACUCUUGCGAAGGUCUUAAAAGGCGUUGCCGAUUUAGUUAGCUUAGCGCAAUGCGAUUGGUCCCCUCUUUUAUCUCUUCUGGGCAACCACAAGGAUUUGACGAAGUGGAACGUCACCAAAUUCCUCAAGAUCCUUGAAACCGAGGUGAAGAGUCAGAUCGAGGUUGCGUACGGUGCUGUUAAGCCUCCUCCACCAACGCCGCAAGCAAAAGGCAUCAAGAAAGGUGCACCAGGCCCUGCAACCACAAAAUUGGUUGACGAUCCCUUCGUAGAGCCUCUGCGACCGAACAGAAUUGAAAAACUCGUGCCUUACCAACCAUGCGCUUAUUGCGUAGAGGACUACAUAAUGAACUUGGUGUUCGAGACACCAGCCGUCCCGGCUGACGCCGAGUACGUCCAGGGAAUAUUUCACUUGGAGGACGAGAACACCAAAUUCGGGAUUUAUACACUUACUAUUCCUGCAAAACGACACCCAUACCGUGGUUCGAAGAAAGAUUAAAACUAUUGUUGAUUCAUUUGUUACACUAUGCAAUUACCAAAAACACUGCAAUAAAGUAACAUACCUGCCAA
Hyposmocoma kahamanoa is the source of this 2160-nucleotide messenger RNA. RefSeq lists its product as uncharacterized. The transcript is spliced from 12 exons. Lineage: Eukaryota; Metazoa; Arthropoda; Insecta; Lepidoptera; Cosmopterigidae. The record is from RefSeq and is a predicted model, not a curated record. Bases 239 to 2089 code for a protein of 616 amino acids.